Messenger RNA from Chlorocebus sabaeus (green monkey), 4813 nucleotides. Its product is annotated as PC-esterase domain-containing protein 1B-like. The record is from RefSeq and is a predicted model, not a curated record. Lineage: Eukaryota; Metazoa; Chordata; Mammalia; Primates; Cercopithecidae.
CACUCCAGCCUGGGUGACAGAGCAAGACUCCGUCCAAAAAUUUAAAAAAAGAUACAGUAUGAGGCUUCUAUAUCACCAUAACUUGGGUUUAAAAUCUUUUUCUUCAUUUUAUCCUGAAGGUGACAAAAUCUCCCCAAGAGAGGGUAGCAUGUCCAUUAAGGUAGUCUGAACAAAAGGUGAUUGUGUAGGUUACUAUAAACUGACUUUAGUUUUAUUCAAUUAUUAUCCUUAAAAUGCAACAUACAAAUAAAUCAUUUUGUUUUCAUGAAAUAAUAUAAAAUUUCAGGUAAUUCUUACAUACACUAGUGAAUAAUUUCAACUUUCUUUCUUGGCAAUAAGGACAAACAAUUGAUUUUAGGGGCCAAAAAGUAGUUGUUAAACUAAUAUAAAUCAUGCUUUCAUUUGUAGUGAAGGCAAAAGGCUUUGACGCUCCCACUAAUUAAAAAUAUGUAAAAUAUGAGAAGAAAUUACCAAACCAAUUGAUUUAUAUCUAGUAUUUUAAAUAUAUGUAUAUAAAAUAGGUAAGGAUGAAAGCAUAUAAAGUCCCCUUAAUGUAUAGACAAGUGCAAUUCUUGAUAACGGUCUAUUUAUGAAUUUUAUGGUUUUCACGAAUUUAUAUUGUCAACCUAAAUAGAAAACACAGAAGGAGAUUCUGCAAAAGGAAAUUAUGUUUAUUCAGAAAUAGGUAUUUCAGUGAGAACAUAUGUGCUAUAGUUAACUAUGCGAGUAUUCAGGAAAGUAAAGGAAGACAGAGGUUUUUAAAGGAAAAAUGAGGAUUGUGUCACUGUUUUUAGAUAAUUAUUCUGGCUACAAGGAUCAGUAACAACAAGGGUGGUGCCAGUCCAAGGUUGGACAGGCAGUUGCUGGGCAGAUGUUCUGACAGAGGUGUAAGAUUGUAAGAUUGUGAUGGCGUUUGUGCAAGAUUGUGGUUUUUGUGGACACUUUUGUGAUACUUCCUUUGGGACAUGUAUGCACAAGAAUUCUCCCUUUACGGCUUUCUUUACCUCUAUUCGUCAGAGAUUUUUAACACAAGUGACUGCAUUUUGAUUUUGACAAUUUUCACAAUGUUUAUGUCAUAACUAAAAAUUACAAUAACUGGCUCCAAAAUUAGCUGUUUCACACAAAGGUCUCAACUGAUAAAUAGGACAAUCAUAAGGAAUAUUUUAAAAGGUGAUUGUUUAUUAACCUCUGUUAAAAAUAGGUCCAAGAAUUUUGCACUCAGAACCAAGGAUGGAGAGAAAGAAGUCCAGAUUUAUUCAGCAGAAAGCUCAUAUUCCUAACCGAGGAUGAAGAGGCUAGGAUUAUACCGGGUAGGAAGCUCACAUCCAUACAGAAAGAUGAAGGAGGCCUACGUUACACAGCUUGACACUUAUAUAUCCAUAUCCAAGGAAGAAGGAAACCAGGAUUCAUACAGCCAGGAAAGUCAUAUCCAUCUCCAUAUAGAUAAGGAUUCCAGGGUCUUUACAUAUCCAGGAUAUGCAUAUCUACACCUCAGAAACAAAGAAAUUAGCCACUAAUUCAUUACUAGUGGGAACGUAAAAUGGUACAGUCGCUCUGGAGAACAGUCUGGGCAUUUCCUAACGCCCUAAAUAAAUACAUAACUAUUAUACCACCCAGCAGUUGCAGUGCUGGGUUUAUCCUGGAGAAAUGAAAACCUAGGUUUGUAGAAAAACCUGCCCAGGAAUGCGCGUAACAAUGUAACGUGUAAUAGCUCAAGUAGAAACCCUACAGUCCUUUCAACAGGUAACUGGUUAAACUGACUAUGGUACAUCCAUCCAUACCAUUGAAUAGCACUCAGCAAUAAAAAGGGAACAAAGUAUUGACACCUUGGUACCACUGGAAACUCACUUCCUAGUACAGAAAACAGGUGGUCAGGGUUUACAAAGUAAACACACUGAACGAAUUUGCAGAGAACAAUGCUUCAGGGGAAAAAAGCCAGUCCCCCAAGCUUACAUAUUAUGUCAUUCCAUUUAAAUAGAAUUCUUGAAAUGGCAAAAUUCUGUAAGUGUAGAACAGCUUAGUGGUUGCCAGGCAUCAGGGCAAUGGAGGGGGAGGAAGGUGGUUGGCACUGGAAGGACAAUGGGAGGCAUCUUUUUGCAGAGGAAAGAGUCUGUAUGUUGAGUGCGCCGAGGUACUACAACUCUCCAAGACGCCACCGGUGGGGGAAAUGGGUAAAGCGUACACGGCGAUCUCUGUAUUAUUUGUUAUAAGUGCAUGUGAAUCCUCCAUGAGCUGGUAAGAAAUAUUUUAACUAAAAUAGAGUUGAGCCCUCCAGUACAGGUUGCCCUGAGUAUUCUGCCAACAGACUGACCUAGCAGGUCAGUCCCCAGUUCGGGCUCUACCCCUAGGAAUGGCAUCCCUCCUCCAGAGGAGGCAUUUCCCAAAUGCCCCAGGAUAGGAGUUGGCACAGAAGGAGAGCCAAGCCGUCGAUGAAGACAUUCUCCACCGGACACAGGAACGCCGAGAGCCAACACUAAGAAGCGGCCUCCACACUGGACGGCGGCCUCCACUGGCGAGCCGCUGCUGGUAAAACAAAGAGAAGGCCGUGGGCAGGCGGCACUGGGAGCAAACCAAGCGCAGUCCGCGGCGGUGCUACUUGAAAGUCAGCACAGAUCCACCCAAAUGGAGCGCUCGCCGCCCCACGGCUAGCGGGGCGCUCCCGCGGGGGUUCUGCGCCUCCCCUCCACCAGGUGGAGCCAGUACUCGCAAGGGAGCCUCCGCGGUUCAGAGGUCACACCCCGGCUGAAGUAAACUGCGCUCAGGCGGCCUUCAGGGGCGCGACCCCAGCGUCUUUCCUCGUCCCACGCCCCGGCGCCGAGCAGAGACGACCUUAGCGGUCCUGCACCUAGCGGUCCUGCAGGUCCCUGAAUCCUCUUCGGAUCUGCGCUGAAGAAAGGCGGGAGCUCAGCCGCGCGCCCUGCCUCCGCCGCCAUGGCCCAGCUGCGAGCCUGCGAAGUCCGGCAGCUGCUGCACAACAAGUUCGUGGUGGUCAUGGGGGACUCGGUCCAGCUGGCCGUGUACAAGGACCUGGUGCUCCUGCUGCAGAAGGACUGCCUGCUGUCCUCCAGUCAGCUGAAGGCCAAGGGCGAGCUGAGCUUCGAGCGCGACAUGCUGCUGGUGGGCUGCAGCAGCGGCCGCAUGCACUAUGGCAGCCACUACCGCGAGGUGCGCCAGUUCCGCUCGGGCCACCACCUGGUGCGCUUCUACUUCCUCACGCGCGUGUACUCGCACUACGCGGAGCGCGUCGUGGAGGAGCUGCGUAGGUCCGAGCCCGCCCCGGACGUGGUGGUCAUGAACUCCUGCCUCUGGGACCUGGCCAGGGAUGGCCGGGGCUUCCCCAGGAGCUACCGGCGUGACGUGGAGAGCCUGUUCGCGCGGCUGGACUGGGCGCUGCCCACGUCCUGCCUCCUGCUCUGGAAUACAGCCAUGCCCGUGGCUGACACCAUCUCGGGGAGCUGCCUCCCAUGCGCGCGCCACCUCCGCUGCGCCCACCUGCGCGAAGACGUGAUGGAGGCCAACUUCUAUAGCUCCGCCGAGGCGGAGAGGCGCGGCUUCGACGUGCUGGACCUGCAUUUCCACUUCCGCCACGCCGCGCAGCACCGGCUCCCCGACGGCGUGCACUGGGACGAGCGCGCGCACCGCCACCUCUCCCAGCUGCUGCUGGCCCACCUGGCAGACGCUUGGGGCGUGGACCUGCCCCGCCGCGAAGCCGUGGACGGGUGGGUCAGGCAUGGCCACGCCAACAGACGUGCAGCCCUGGCGGGCCGAAGGCGGCCCCGAGACGACCGAGCGGACCCACACGGCCGAGGGGACCGAGCGGGCAGAGGAGACCUCCGCGCCCCUCGACCGCUCACUUCGUUCUUUCCCUGGGCUCGACUGCCUUUCCCUCCCCGCCGCCAGGUCGCCUAUCCGCCCUCCGACCGGCAUUACUCCAGCGACUCCUCCACGCGCCACAUCCGACACAGCAGCGAAGAAAACGCCAGGGUUGGCCGCGAGUCGCGGCCGGGCCCCAUCCGCACAAGCUCUGCCCUACACCGAGAGAGGGGGCAUUCCCCUUACCGUCCGUGGCGCCCCAGCGAGCCACGCCUAAGCCAGCGAAGCCGCACACGCACACACAGAGGGGUCCCGAGAACGCCCAGGCCUUAGUAGCCAGACCUGGGAGAACGUCCUGUCUUCCCCAGCAUGGUCAGUGGGCUGCCUGACCACUAUCACACGGGCGUGGCCUUCAGCAACUCUUCCGAGGUGGGGGUAUUUUUUACGCUUCCUACUCUAAUGAGUGAACAGCUUGCCACAUCAUUCCUCUUUGCCAGAGCUUUCAUGCCACUUCUUGGGAAGGGAGCAGGGACCCAGACCACCAGGCCGUUCUCCUCUAAGCAUUUAGGGAGAAAUGAAGUCUACAUAAAAGGGCUCCUCGCCUUAAAAAACAAAAACAAAAAAAAAAGAAAAAAAGUUAAGCUAUCCCCGAAUGUAAGUCUUCAGGCAGUAUUUCCCAUUGACAUUCUUCCAAAAAAAAAAAAAAAGGUAAAAAUUUUGAUGCUUAGAACUUAAACAUUUCAAUUAAGAUAUCCAUUUCACCGUUCGUUUUUGCGUAUAUUCAUAGAACCUAGUAUCUAAAGCUUUCACCUAAGUUGUCUUACAGAUUCUUUACAUUUCUCUGUGUUUCAACAUAGCAUUUGUCCUAAAAAAUAUUCCAUUCACUAAUGCAAGGUUGUUUAUUUUCUGUUAGAAACAUGAUCUUUAAAGUUCAUCGAAUGCCUAGCAAAUUUUUAAAAAUAGACUUUUUAUUUAUUUUUUUUUUUUAGAUAGGGUCUCA